Messenger RNA from Cooperia oncophora, 888 nucleotides. The record is from the annotation of a GenBank genome assembly. NCBI's taxonomy places the organism in Eukaryota, Metazoa, Nematoda, Chromadorea, Rhabditida, Trichostrongylidae.
UUGAAUCUUAUUUUUUGCAGUAACUACGACUAUGUCAGCAAAAUAAGGGAGACAAGAAACCAGCUUCGAAACGAAUUGUCCAAUGUUCGUGCCGAACUCAAAGGCUUGGAUGAAUUCCCAAUAGGCGACCGUACUGAGAAGCUUGUUAGUAUUCUCAAUGCUGCGCUCAUGUUUGCUAAAGGAGGCCAAGCAAAAACCGUACCUAGUGAGAAAAUGGACGAAGGUGCGGCUGUCAUAGCAUUGCCAGGCCCAGUGAACGCGAACAAGACGCAAUCAUUCGUCGAGGAAAAAGUUGCAGUAACCCCUACUGCGGCGAACUCGGAGCAGCUUGCUACGUUUGUGCCAGAGCUGGAGAAGGCAAUAAAAGGUCUAGAAGAAAAGCAUAAACAGCUAUGUGAUCAUGAGGCAGAAUUGAUAAAAUCCAUCGAUGAAAUCUACGAACGAGAUGAUUUGAAGCAGCAUGGAUAUCGGCUUCACGCGGUGGCCAUACAUCAAGGUCAAGCAAGUGUAGGCCAUUACUGGGCAUACGUCAGAAAAGGCAACGACGACUCCCAAUGGGAGAAGUUUAACGAUCAAAGAGUUGAAAGCGCUGUAUGGAGCGAUAUAGAGGCGGAAGCAGUCGGUGGUAUUCGAACUACUUCGGCGUAUUUCCUCCUGUAUGUCAGUUCUGCAGCAGAACCGUGGCUCUUCUCUGAUGAGUGCCCAACUUCGUCAUUCCUUGCGAACGAUAUCCGAGAAAUGGUGGAGCACGAAAACACAGCACUGGAAUCGGAGAUUGAACGUUAUCGCUGUACCCAGAAUGAGGACACGAAAGGAAAUGCUGAAACUUAUGAGUCUCCACAUGAAGCCUAUCGAAAACCAGUUCUGCACUCUCCCUCCAAUUUCUAA